This is a messenger RNA of Drosophila takahashii, 2882 nucleotides long. It is a transcript of the gene beat-IV, whose product is annotated as beaten path IV. The record is from RefSeq and is a predicted model, not a curated record. NCBI's taxonomy places the organism in Eukaryota, Metazoa, Arthropoda, Insecta, Diptera, Drosophilidae.
ACUUUAUGUGAAAAAUGGCUGUGGCACGGCCUUGUCUGAAAUUGAGGCUGCACAGCAGUACAAGUGAGACAAAACCGAGUUUAAUGAGCUGGCUGCAGCCGGAACACAUGAGACUGCCGCAGCACUUGUCCCUGGCCAACGGAUCGAGCCAACUAUUAAUGGCAACAGGCUGGAAGUUUAUGCGAAAAGUUUCUGAAAGUAAUACGCAGAGAAAACACAAGCCGAGCUAAGUCCCAUCAAGCAACAAUAAAAGCGAGGAGGGAAAAACGCUUAAAUCAGCACAAGAAACCACCAAAGACGAGGGGAGGAGAGGAGAGAAUCCGCAGAAAAGUUUUCCGGCAACGGAUUUCCAUUCUCCCGAGCACCGGCAUCAUCAUCAUCCCCGCAGCUCAGUUAUUGUUUCGCCAAGGAUUACAUAUUAUGCGAUAAACAUGAAAUACACAAACGAUACACGACUCAUUGUGUUCAUUUGCUGUUUGCUGCAAGGUUUUGCCGUGGGCCUGCGCAUGAUAAAGGUCUCCAUUCCCGCCUACAAGCUGCGCGGUGAGUCCGCCUUCCUGGAGUGCCAGUACGAGCUGAACCGGACGCACCACACGGUGACGGGGCUGCAGAGUCGCUCGGACCACGACCAUGCCCACGGCCACCAGAGCCACGGCGGCGAGUUCCACUAUCCGGAUGGCGAGCCGCUGGAGGAGGAGCGGUCGCCGUACGGUCGCCCCCGGAUGCGCCAGAAUCAGCGGCAGCAGCACGGGCAGCGCCCCAGGCAGCGGGACCGGGAGCCCAUCGCCAUGCGGCAGUACCAGAGUCAACAGAACCACCAGCAGCCGCCGGCUCCGCCGGAGAAGUCGCCGUACGGGCACAGUGUCUACCGGGGCAGUGCGGCCUCCGGCUACCUGGGUGCCGCCCACGUGGGCGCCAGCACUCACAGCGGUUCCGUGUCGGUGAGCAGCAACGGCAACAACGGGAACAACGGCGGGCCGGCGGCCUACAUGCCCGAGUUCGAUCGGGCGGACAGCUUCGACGACAGUAUCGACCGCGAGGAGGAGGAGGAGGAAGAGGAGGAGGAACAGGUCGAGGAGGGCGAGGCCCUGUACGCCAUCAAGUGGUACAAGGACAACGAGGAGUUCUACCGCUACGUGCCAAAGGCCCGGCCGCCAAAAACCAGCUACCGAGUGGACGGAGUGCGCGUCAUUGAGGAGCUCUCGGACGCGAGUCGCGUGCUGCUGCGCGGACUGACGCUGAACUCCACCGGAACGUACCGCUGCGAGGUGUCCGCCGAGGCCCCCAACUUCUCCUCCGUGCAGGGCGAGGGACGGAUGGACAUUGUCUUUCUGCCCCGCGAUGGACCACAUAUAAGGGGACAGCAGUAUCAGUAUCAGAUCGGCGAGUACUUGUAUUUAAAUUGCACGUCGGGCAAAUCACAUCCGGCCUCGCAUUUGCAGUGGUUUGUCAACGAGCAGCCGAUCCUCGACGAGCACUACCUGCACAAAUACAACGACAUCGUGCACAAACACGGGCUAAUCACCUCGACUUUGGGCCUGCAGCUGCCGCUGGAGCCGCGCCACUUCCACGACGGCGACAUGCGCGUCAAGUGCCUGGCCAGCAUAUCGCCGGUCCUGUGGAAGGGCGGCAAGGAGAGCGUCCUGCAGCGGCGGCCGGGGAUCAUCGACAACCGCGAGGCCAUGCUGCUGGUGAAAGGAGCAGCUGGCCACUCGGAGAGCAGCUUGCUGCGAACACUGACCAUCGCCAUCAUUCUGGCCAGAACCGGGCAGUGGCUACUUGGCUCGGAGCUGACCUAAGCCAGUCCCCGAAGACGACUGGCAUCCCGUUCGACUCGUUUCAAUUAACAAAGCAUUCAUUUCAAUUCAAUUCAAUUCAAUUGCAAUUGCAGAGCAUAAAUGGUGAUUUUGUAUACUUUAAGUGUAAUAUCCUUAGUUCUUAAGCGAAGAGGAGCAGGCGAAGGGAAAGCAAGAAACAAAAACAGACAAAUUGGGUAAAUGUGUUAUAGCAUGUAAAAAUCAUUAAGCAACGCGAGAGAAAACGAGUUAAAUAGUAUUAAAGGCGGCGGAGGAGGAAAUGAAACUCCUCAUAGAAAACAAGAAAAACGAAACUCCUGUGUGCAGAGACACACAGAAUUCAAUUAGCAAAAUUGUUAAGUAACUAAAUUCCAAUCCCAUAUAUAUGACAUAUCCCCCAUCGCCCAUCGUCCCCGAAUAUCAGGCCCAGCUGAGGGUUCGUUGUGCGUAAUUUCUGUGUAAAUACUUGAAUGGUAACGACAAAGUCUAGGGCAAACUUUGGACUUUUGUCAAAUAAUGUCUGAGUGGCAUCAAUUUCAAAUGGUAGCUGCAAACUUUGCCAUAACAGAUGCUAAAACUACAUAAUUGCAAAAAACAAAAAACGAGUAACGAAAAACAAAAAGCGAAAAACCCAGGGGGAAAGUAAGCUGGAAAGUGCUCUUUUCCCCUCUUUUAGUUACGAUUCCGGCAAGUAUUUGCUUUCUGACUCUGAAAAGUAUUUCCAAUUGUAUUUAGUUUUGUAAAUGAAGUCCGUAAGGGAGGAGCAAUCUCUAAGUGGAAUUAUCUUGUUGAUGGAUCAAUUACCGGAGUUGAGACCCUUUCAGUUGUCGCACAUCCUAGUCGUAUGAACUGUAUAAAGGAGAAUCGGGAUAUGUGUCAUAUCUGUAUCGAUAAGAACCUUUGCUAAACUAGAACCGUAAGCUAGGUGUUUAAGUUGUAGCCGAACUGUCCCCCCCAAAAGAAGAGAUUCCCCCUAACUGUAUGUAGCGAUACCCAGAGGAUAAAAGCUCCCCGACGAUAUAACUACUAUGUAUGAUGAUAUGUAUAUGUAUACAAUAAAUGAGACCCCUCCUUUUUCCCCCCAGA